AAGUGACUUUUUCAUAACAGUCUUUUUCAAUUCGAAACCGAACGAAAAUUCGAUAUUGUUUAUAUUUUCUUAGCCAUAUAAAUGCACCUAUAACCCAUUAUAGAUGCAGCCAAACAUAUAUUUUACGAUCUUUCUGAUUAUUUCGUUGCAUUUAUUUUCGACUCGGGCCUACAUUCGUCAGCCACAUCGCAAGAAUGCUAAGCGUAUGAUCCAAAGUCUCUAUUCAGACUUCACACUCGCCAACGAAGUGGGCGAUGGCAGUGGUGGCAGCGGUGGAAGUGACAGAAGCGGCAGCAACGACUCAACUGACAAAUGUAAGGCAAAUAGUCUUGGCUCGGGUAAUGCCAAACAGAAAGCAACCAAUAUAGCGCAAAAGGCGGCGAAAGAAGCCAAAGCUGCCUCGGAUGCUCAACAGGCGGCCGGCGAGGCUGCCUCUAUGCAAGUGAAAGCGCAGCUGGCUGAGAAGGCGGUUGCAGCAGCCAAGGCAGCCGAAGCGGCACUUGCUGGCAAGCAACAAAUCGUACAACAGCUGCAGCAAGAGGUGCGUGAAGCUGAAGCAGUGGUGCAAGAGCAGAGUACCUCAUUAUCGGAUGCCCAACAAAAUGUAAAUGCCGCCAUGCAGGCCGCACAGAACGCCGCCCAGCAACUGAAGACACUCACCAAGGCGGUGACUAUGGCUCAAACGAAUGUCGCUAAUGCAGAACAGGCCGCAACAGGCGCACAAGCGGAUCAUGCGGAAAAGACGCAAUUGUUCGAGGCUGCCAAAACACGAGUCGAACAAUUGUUGGGUCAAUUGAAUGCAGCACGCAAUGAUUACGGCAAAACGAAGGAAGCCGCUAUGAAGGCGGCGGCAGCAGCACAUGAAGCCAAACAAAAUGCGAGUCCUGGUCGUUGUUAUCGCUCGUUGGCGACUGCACGUUUGUUGGCCAAGCGUCAUCGGCUGUUGGGACAUAGACCACGACAUUGAACGACUUGAAUGAUGCGGUCGCGGAUUUCCUUAUUGAAAUCGUCAUAUUGGUUAUUAUGUGCAUAAUUCUCAUUCUGUAAUUAAUUUAGCAAUGAAAGCGAGUAAGAAUUUGCUUAGUUUUUCGUUAA
Molecule: messenger RNA, 1095 nt
Organism: Ceratitis capitata (Mediterranean fruit fly)
Lineage: Eukaryota; Metazoa; Arthropoda; Insecta; Diptera; Tephritidae
Exons: 2
Coding region: 104-967 (287 amino acids)
Source: RefSeq, a predicted model, not a curated record